UGGCGCGUCACCUCGACGUCAGCCUCUCACCUCUCGGACGUCCCGUCCCGGGAGCAAAACUCCGGCGACUUUGAGCUCCGCCCCCGUGAGAGUGGGAGGCGGCCAAUAAGGGCGGUCCUAAGGAGCCCCGGGGGCCAAUGAGACGAGCUCGGGGCGGGGCGCGAGGCCGGGGGGCGGGGCGGGCGGCGGCCGUGGCCGCCGGAGGUCUGGCCUGCGCGCAGUAUAUGACAGUACGUCAGCAGCGGGAUGGCCGUAGCUGUGGCGGCGGCUGCAGACGCCCGAGCAGCCGCGGCCGCAGUGGAGGCUGAAGCCCGAGCGGCGUCGGCGGCGGCACCCCGGGGAGUUUAAGAUGGCGGCGGGGGGGGCGGCGGCAGCGGCGGCGGGCCUGCGGGAGGAGCAGCGUUACGGGCUGUCGUGCGGGCGGCUGGGACAGGACCACAUCACCGUACUGCAUGUGAAGCUCACCGAGACGGCGAUCCGCGCGCUCGAGACCUACCAGAGCCACAAGAAUUUAAUUCCUUUUCGACCUUCAAUUCAAUUCCAAGGGCUCCAAGGGCUUGUCAAAAUCCCUAAAAAUGAUCCCCUCAACGAAGUGCAUACCUUUAACUUCUAUUUGUCAAAUGUGGGUAAAGACAACCCUCAGGGCAGCUUUGACUGCAUCCAGCAAACUUUCUCCAGCUCUGGAGCCUCCCAGCUCAAUUGCCUGGGAUUUAUACAAGAUAAAAUUACAGUGUGUGCAACAAAUGACUCGUAUCAGAUGACCCGAGAAAGAAUGACCCAGGCAGAGGAGGAGUCCCGCAACCGAAGCACAAAAGUUAUCAAACCCGGUGGACCGUAUGUAGGGAAAAGAGUGCAAAUUCGGAAAGCUCCUCAAGCUGUUUCAGAUGCAGUGCCUGAGAGGAAAAGGUCAACACCCAUGAACCCUGCAAAUACGAUUCGCAAGACACACGGCAGCAACAGUGUCUCUCAACGGCCGUAUCGGGACAGGGUGAUUCACUUGCUGGCACUGAAGGCCUAUAAGAAACCUGAGCUGCUGGCCCGGCUGCAGAAAGACGGUGUCAAUCAGAAAGACAAGAACUCCCUCGGAGCCGUUCUGCAGCAGGUAGCCAAUCUGAAUCCUAAGGACCUCUCAUACACCUUAAAGGAUUAUGUUUUUAAAGAGCUUCAAAGAGACUGGCCUGGAUACAAUGAAAUAGACAGACGGUCAUUAGAGUCAGUGCUCUCAAGAAAAUUAAACCCAUCUCAGAAUGCUGCCAGCACCAGCCGUUCAGAAUCUCCUGUAUGUUCUAGUAGAGACACUGCAUCUUCUCCUCAGAAACGGCUUUUGGAUUCAGAUUUCAUUGAUCCUUUAAUGAAUAAAAAGGCUCGAAUAUCUCACCUGACAAAUAGAGUGCCGCCAACAUUAAAUGGCCAUUUGAAUCCCACCAGUGAAAAAUCCGCUGCAGGCCUCCCGCCGCCCCCUGCAGCCGCUGCCAUCCCUACUCCUCCACCGCUGCCUUCAACCCACCUGCCUGUCUCCAACCCGCCUCAGACUGUAAAUUCUAACUCCAAUUCCCCUAGCACUCCAGAAGGCCGGGGAACUCAAGACCUACCUGUUGACAGUUUUAGUCAAGAUGGUAGUAUCUAUGAGGACCAGCAAGACAAAUAUACCUCUAGGACUUCUCUGGAAACCUUACCCCCUGGUUCAGUUCUACUAAAGUGUCCAAAGCCUAUGGAAGAAAACCAUUCGUCUCACAAAAAGUCCAAGAAGAAGUCUAAAAAACACAAGGAAAAGGACCAAAUAAAAAAUCACGACGUUGAGAUGAUUGAGGAAAAGGAAGAGGACCUUAAAAGAGAAGAGGAAAUUGCCAAGCUGAACGACUCCAAUCCGGAUUCCAAUGAAGGAGUUAAAGAGGAUUGUACUGCCUCCACGGAGCCUUCUUCAACAAUUGAACUCCCAGAUUAUUUGAUAAAAUAUAUUGCCAUCGUCUCCUACGAGCAACGCCAGAAUUACAAGGAUGACUUCAACGCUGAGUAUGAUGAAUAUAGGGCCUUGCAUGCCAGGAUGGAGACUGUGGCUAGAAGAUUUAUCAAACUGGAUGCACAGCGAAAGCGCCUUUCUCCAGGCUCAAAAGAGUAUCAGAAUGUUCAUGAAGAAGUCUUACAAGAAUAUCAGAAGAUAAAGCAGUCUAGUCCCAAUUACCACGAAGAAAAAUACAGAUGCGAGUAUCUUCAUAACAAGCUAGCUCACAUCAAGAGACUAAUAGGUGAAUUUGACCAACAGCAAGCAGAGUCAUGGCACUAGAGCUCUGCUUGGACCAGAAGAUGUGAAUAAACUUAAGCUUAUUUAUUUAAAAUUCCAAAUGAGUUGCUCUCAAAAUUCUAAAAAAUGAAACUUUGCCUGUUGAAAGUUUCAGUAUUAGUAAACUUGAGUUAUCUUUUUUUUUUUUUUUUUCUUGUUUUCCCAUUUACUUUGCUUCCUUGCAUUUUUGAAGCUGCUUUUUCUGGUCCUUUCUUCCCCUUUAAGACUUGUGUUUGUCAAUAGAAAUAAUUUUUUUUAGAUAUUGGGGAUCCAGUGUCUGUACUUCAAAUCAAACUUUUUUCCUUAAAAACUGUGUUUGUCAUUAGAAAUGAUUUUUUUUUUAAUUUAAGAUAUUGGGGAUCCAGUGUCCACACUUCAAAGUUACGUAUGUUUAAAAAAAAAAAAAAAAGCAGUAACAUGCAAGGUGAAAUGCUUUUGGAUAAACAUAAGCCUAUUUUCUGACCUUUCUUAAUGCGAACUCUUUGCCUUAAAUGGUAGAACAUUUAGAAAUUUGCACAAAAUA
Molecule: messenger RNA, 2804 nt
Organism: Cervus elaphus (red deer)
Lineage: Eukaryota; Metazoa; Chordata; Mammalia; Artiodactyla; Cervidae
Gene: ELL2
Product: elongation factor for RNA polymerase II 2
Exons: 12
Coding region: 350-2284 (644 amino acids)
Biological process (GO): snRNA transcription by RNA polymerase II; transcription elongation by RNA polymerase II; positive regulation of transcription elongation by RNA polymerase II
Cellular component (GO): transcription elongation factor complex
Molecular function (GO): cis-regulatory region sequence-specific DNA binding
Source: RefSeq, a predicted model, not a curated record